Messenger RNA from Dermacentor andersoni, 1135 nucleotides. NCBI's taxonomy places the organism in Eukaryota, Metazoa, Arthropoda, Arachnida, Ixodida, Ixodidae. The record is from RefSeq and is a predicted model, not a curated record.
UUUGAAACCUGUUACGUAGACGUUAGAUUUAUAGACGGCUUUCUGUGGCUUUUCUUAUCUCACUGUCUUAUCUUUUUUAUGUAUCCUUUUCUCCUUCAAUAAAGACCACCUCCAAACACGCUUGUCCUACGCCAUUUCCCUGGUUUCUACUGCAACGAGAUCGUGUACGACGGCCUUGUCUUCGAAAAUGCCACAUUGCAGCUCCUGGCAGAUGCCACGGACGACGCCAUCCUUCGGCAGCUGAACCACAUUCGAGACAGCCUGUUCCCCCAUUGGAAGGUAGUCGUCAAUGUCUUCACGGACGGCUUAUCGACAAAGCGAAUGCACGAAAAUGGAUCCAUGUUGCUGAACUCCCUGUUCACGUGGCUGGAGAGACGUCGCGUUGACGGCCUCAACUUCGAGCUCGACGGUGACGCCUUGCACGGGGACGUAGGCGCCGCUCUGGAAGUCGUGGCCUUUUUCACAUCUGUCUACCUCGACCACCGCAGGGGAAACCUCACGCUGUCCGCGAUGCUGCCCUACGGUGCCGCCGCGUUGUUUCACGAGGACCUCCCUUUCACACUGGACCGGAUAUUCAUCAAGACCCACGGCCUUCUGGACGAGUCGUCAGGAACAACCCAGCUGGCCGCUCCACUCGACUACGGGGGGUCGACACACCGCCUGCCGAAACGUCGCACCGUCAUGGGGCUGCUCGAAGAACUGGAGGACAGGCUCAGCACCAAGACCUGCUUCACGCUCGCCUUGUCCGGCACGGCCUUCACGCUCAGACAGCCGUCGCAACGAGACGUCGGCGACCCGGUGAAGCCAGGGCAGCCAGCGAAGGCCUCUUUCUCCGACGUGUGCGCUGUGGUGCCCGGGCGCGUCAAGAGGAUCGAGGAUGACGCCGCCUACACGGCCGAGAACCACACGUGGGUAGCGCACGAGGACCAGUUCACGGUCUUCGAGAAGGCAGCCAAGGUGCUCAUGCACUGGCGCUUCAUGUGCAUUGCGGCUGUCGACGUGGACUUAGACGAUGUGCGAGGGGAGUGCGGACGCACCUACCCGCUCCUGAGGCGUAUCUACGAGGCCUCCAGCGUGCUAAAGUACUCGUGACUUCGCUAUGCCCCGGAGGAGGGAAAGCUAUUUUUUUACUUGA